AUGGGUUGCAUUAUGGUAAAGAACACAACUGAGCAUUAUAAGAAACUUGACGAGGAUGAAGUGGAUACGUGCUUGACUCGUACUUGGGAAACGCAAUGUAUUUAUGCCAAUAUAGAUGCUGAACCUAUAGUACCACCUCUGAAUUUAUCGUUAUUGAUUAAAAAACAGUAUUAA
Messenger RNA from Babesia microti strain RI, 174 nucleotides. RefSeq lists its product as hypothetical. Lineage: Eukaryota; Apicomplexa; Aconoidasida; Piroplasmida; Babesiidae. The transcript has a single exon. The record is from RefSeq and is a predicted model, not a curated record. Bases 1 to 174 code for a protein of 57 amino acids.